This is a messenger RNA of Mesorhabditis spiculigera, 984 nucleotides long. NCBI's taxonomy places the organism in Eukaryota, Metazoa, Nematoda, Chromadorea, Rhabditida, Rhabditidae. The record is from the annotation of a GenBank genome assembly.
AUGCAUGCCAUCAGUUCAUCAGGAGACGCACCUCGCCGUUCCUCAUCGGCCUCCGAGAAGAGCCUCUCGUGUACGGUAUGUGCCGAUUCGGCCGAGGGAUUCCACUUUGGAGCUGUUGCCUGUGCUGCAUGUGGAGCUUUCUUUAGAAGAUCAGUAUCCGACCAAAAAGUGUACGCAUGUGCCCACCGCCGUUGCAAUGUUCGAUUCGACUCGGCGAAGCGAGGGGGUAUCUGCAGAUAUUGUCGAUUCGAGAAAUGUCUCUCCGUCGGAAUGUUGCCACAGGAAGUUCAAGCGAAGAGGGUGCGGAAAAGCGAAUCGGUCAGUUCGGCGGCUACCGCAUCACCCAGACCGCUCCCCCUGCCCCGUCGAAAAUCCACAACGGGCCAAUUGGAGGCCCUGGUGCAACUCCGCCGUGACGUGGCCGCAGCGCGUACGAGAAUAUACAGCGGACAGAGCCCCAGAUUCGGAUUCUCGAAUUGGAGACGAUACCUGGGGGUGGAAUGGCAAUUAUUCGUCUCUCAUCUCCUCCCAUCGGCCGCUUUUUCCCAAAUGACACGAGAAGCCUCUAUGAGCCGUAUCCGGGAGUUGUUCUUCCUGUUCGUGGUGUUCGAGAUGGCAUGUGCCACUUCAAUCUAUGGUGGUGUCCAAAUGGAUCGAUGUGCAUUCUAUGAUGGAAGUCAUGUCGAGCUGACCGACGAUUCGUUGAGAGGGUUCUUUGCUGAAGAUCCGGCCAACCAGGAUCCCGACUGUUUGACGAGACUUUCGGUGGAAUUCUUCGAUCUGAUUGUUCGUGUAUGCAGUCGGAAUCUGCAAGCAGCCCAUUUGGAUGAGAUGGAGACCGCCUAUCUGUUCUACGCAACGCUGGCACAUGGAGCCCUCCGCUCCCAACUGGACAGUACCCCAGCCACCCUUCACGCUGAAAUCGGUCUGUACUACGAGACAGUUGUUGUUCGGUUCGUGGGCAUCUCCGUGAGCCAGUUUCAC